Aspergillus campestris IBT 28561 is the source of this 969-nucleotide messenger RNA. RefSeq lists its product as uncharacterized. The record is from RefSeq and is a predicted model, not a curated record. The coding region runs from base 1 to 969 and encodes 322 amino acids. NCBI's taxonomy places the organism in Eukaryota, Fungi, Ascomycota, Eurotiomycetes, Eurotiales, Aspergillaceae. The transcript is spliced from 2 exons.
AUGCCCCGUAACAUCGUUCGCGAGCAACUCAACCAUCUUUGGGAUGCCAUCGUUUUGAAGAACGAGAUCCCUAUCUCUCGCGAAAACGAGAUAGCGGCGAAUGACCUCAUCCCUCAUAAUAUCAUCUGUAUCAGCUGGGACUUUGAGACUCUUGAUCAGGAGGAAGAUAACCUCCGACAGACCCCUCCAAUCCUUUUUUACCCUUUGCCGGCCCAGGUACUGGCCGAGAACCCCAUAGACCCCUCUCCCUAUGGCAGCCAGCAGGAGCAGGAACGCGCCUUGCAAUACUACGACUUCAACCCUCCUGCAGAUGAAGAAAAUCACCGCUUAGGUUCCUUCAGCCCCAUCUCGUGCGGUGUCAGGGUUUCUGGAUACGUGAAGUCUUGGGCGUUGGGAUUCCCGCGGCCAACAUUCGGAGUCGAGCGCGUUAUUAAUGGCCCUAGUUAUAUGCGCAAAGUGUCUCUCCCCAAUCCGCUCUUGCUAGGGCCAGGUUGGACAUGGUUCUACCCAAGCUAUCAUGACAGAUGGAGCGCUCGGCAUCUGAUGGAAUUUCCUCGAGAAGCCGGCCAUGGUGUCUAUCCCCAUGUGACUGCUUGUCUUGUCCAAGAUUUCAACGCCAGGGAUAAUAUUCUUCUCUAUUCAGAGCUGGCUGCAGUCAUAGCUGCCAUGCGCAACCGGGCCAAUCAACCUAAAGUUGAUCCCGACAAUGAGGACGCCCAGGAGGCUCUCCUCACAAAGUCAGAGAAGUAUAUUCAUGAGCUUCGGCGUGAAUUCCCAAUGGAGAAGAGAUUCCCAGUGUUAAUACUCUCUUUUGUGGGCCCGCAACAUGCCCGAUUUUUGUAUGCCUGUAUGGAUAGACGGCAGUUGGUGAUCCGGCAGUCCCAACUGUACAGCUUCGUGACAAAAUCCGAUGCAGCUUUAGAUCUCUUUGCGCGAUUCUUGUUGAGUCGGCCUCUCAGUGAGCAGUAG